Messenger RNA from Solanum dulcamara, 1418 nucleotides. Its product is annotated as purine permease 3-like. The record is from RefSeq and is a predicted model, not a curated record. Lineage: Eukaryota; Viridiplantae; Streptophyta; Magnoliopsida; Solanales; Solanaceae. Bases 242 to 1282 code for a protein of 346 amino acids. The transcript has 2 exons. Gene Ontology annotation, molecular function: purine nucleoside transmembrane transporter activity. Gene Ontology annotation, cellular component: membrane.
UCAAGUUGUAUAAACAGGCUAACCUAUAUACACGUUUUCCAAACUUUUAGGGGAGUACACACUAUAAUUUCCUUUCCACGGUAAUAAUUUGAUUCGUCUUAAUUAAAGUGGGGACAACUCCAUAUUGUGAAACCAAUAAUUUCAAUGGAAUAAACAAAACAAUUUCUCAAUUAUAAAUAGCACGCUACAUAGAGGUCCAAAUAUCCAAAUUAAAAAUAUCUUGAAAAGGGAAGAUCAAAGUAUGAAGAGAAUUCUACUUGUGAUUAAUUGUCUAAUAUUUUCUAUUGGUGUUUGUGGUGGUCCUUUGUUGAUGCGCUUAUAUUUUGUCGAAGGAGGUUCAAGAAUUUGGCUUAGUAGUUGGUUACAAACCGGUGGAUGGCCACUCACACUUAUACCUCUAGCCAUCCUAUACUUCUAUCGUAGAAAAAUCGAAGGCUCUGAUACCAAAUUUUAUUUCAUAACGCCCCGAAUUUUCAUUGCAUCAUUCUUGAUUGGCAUUGUCACGGGACUUGACAAUUUUUUUUAUUCGUGGGGCGGGUCGAAACUCCCCGUGUCAACUUCUUCGCUUCUUAUCGCCGCUCAACUUAGCUUCACGGCAAUAGGGGCUUUCUUCAUAGUAAAAAUAAAGUUGACUUCAUAUUCUAUUAAUGGGAUCGUCGUGUUGACAGUUGGCGCGAUUUUAUUGGGUAUUCGGGCGAACGGUGAUAGGCCCGAGGGUGUGACUAGUAAAGCUUAUGUUAUUGGUUUUAUUAUGACACUCUUGGCUGCAGCUUUGUAUGGACUUAUUAUGCCUUGUAUUGAGUUGAUUUAUUUGAAGGCAAAACAGGCUAUUACCGCAACAUUGGUGUUAGAGAUUCAAAUGGUCAUGUGUUUUGCAGCUACUGCCUUUUGCACUGUUGCAAUGAUAGCCAAUAAGGACUUUCAGGCAAUAUCAAGGGAGGCAAAACAAUAUAAUUUGGGAGAAGAUAGAUAUUAUAUAAUCCUAAUAUGGAGUGCCAUAAUUUGGCAAUGCUUCUUUGUGGGUGCUAUUGGAAUUAUUUACUCUUCUUCUUCUUUGAUGUCUGGGGUUUUACUUGCAGUUUUACUGCCGGUUACUGAAAUAUUAGCGGUAAUUUUCUUUAAUGAAAAAUUUUCAGGUGAAAAGGGACUUGCUCUUUUCCUAUCUCUUUGGGGUUUUGUCUCAUACAUGUAUGGAGACUACAAACAAGCAAAGAAAGUAGAGAAGAAAAUAAAUCAAGAAAGUGAGAUGAUCACAACAAUGUAUACUAAUGAGUCUGUUUGAAUUUUAUUACAUUAAUUGUUAUAUGGUACAAUUAGAUUUGUUAUGAGGUCAAAAGACAUAUGCUUCGAUUUCACUUGUUGAAUAAUGUAUUAGCAGUUUAAUAUGUUUGUAAAUUUAAUAAAGACAGUAACGAAAA